Rhizophagus irregularis DAOM 181602=DAOM 197198 is the source of this 261-nucleotide messenger RNA. Lineage: Eukaryota; Fungi; Glomeromycota; Glomeromycetes; Glomerales; Glomeraceae. The record is from RefSeq and is a predicted model, not a curated record.
GACAUAAUAUAUGCCAUUCGCAGAAUUCAUAAUGAAAAAGCGAUUCAUAGAGAUUUACAUUCUGGAAAUAUAUUAUUCGAAUAUACUCGACAUUUUCGGAUCAGUGAUCUCGGGUUUUGUGGACCUGUUGAUAAAUCACUAAAUAGUGUAUACGGAAAUCUUCCUUAUAUAGCACCAGAAGUAAUUACAGGAAAAAAAACCACAUUUGCAUCUGAUAUUUAUAGUUUUGGUAUACUUAUGUGGGAAAUUUCGUCUGGACAG